AUGCAUUCUCGAUUCAUCCAGAUCUUUGCCACCAUCACAGCUGUCACAGCCGUCAGCUUCGAAUGGGACUGCACCAACUCCCUAGGGACGUGCAACAAUGCCUGCUUCGCUGUCAAUCAUGGCUUAGCCCCUGGUGUCUUGACCUAUGACUCUAACACUAACAACCGCAACCCUCGCCGCACAGCAUCCGGGUGCAACAGAACACCUUGUAGCAACACCGGCUACAGCCAAUAUGGCAACUCAUGCGACGAGUUUCCAUUUGCGAGCGUCCAGGAAGGCGGCGCUAAUGCCAUUCUCCGUUGCGUGGAUAGCACGGAGAAUUCCAGCGAGGGUGGCCAGCUAGGCAACUUCUACAAGACAAUUAACAACGGCCAACAGUUCGACAUUUUCGUCAAGAAUUACGGCGGGGCAGCUUUCUGUCAGAAUGCUGCGAUGAACAACGAUGGGAGCGAGUUCAGACUCGUCAACGGUAACUUCCAGAACGCGAAGCGUCGCCGUGGCGUUGAUGAUGUCGGCGUGUUCGUUGAUGCUCAGAUCCGCGGCACACCAUUGAAAUUAUACGAGUUCGAAGACCAAAAUGGCGAGAAGCUGCUCUCUCUCAACCCUAACAUCAAGGCAGAAGAUGUUGUCGGAACCCAGAUCUGGAACGGCAGAAAUAUGACCACCAUCGUCAAAGUGAUCUAG
Xylaria bambusicola is the source of this 684-nucleotide messenger RNA. RefSeq names its product deoxyribonuclease NucA/NucB-domain-containing protein. Bases 1 to 684 code for a protein of 227 amino acids. NCBI's taxonomy places the organism in Eukaryota, Fungi, Ascomycota, Sordariomycetes, Xylariales, Xylariaceae. The transcript has 3 exons. The record is from RefSeq and is a predicted model, not a curated record.